GCAGGCAGAGAGAUUUCCGCUCAUUCGCCAUUCUCCUUUCCUAGCGAGACGUUGUGUUGUUUUCCUUCAGAAAAACAAUCCGUUUUUUGACAAGUUUUCUAAGUUUUUCAAUCUAAGCAGGAUUUUCAUCUUUUUUCUUAAGUCAGAGCGAUUCAUCACAAGAUGCCCAAAAGAAAUUCAAAUAUGCCCAAGGGUCGAUGCACGGCGUACUCGUAUUUCGUCAAGUCGUGUCGCCAGGAAGUUACGAUGCAGAAUCCAAAUGCGAAAGUGGUAUUCGCCGACUUCUCAAAAGAGUGUGCCGAGCGGUGGAAGUCACUUGAUGCUGAAGAGAGAAAAGUAUUUGUAGCGAUGUCGGACGAGGACAAGAUUCGUUACGAUAUGGAGAUGGACCAGUUCUACCGAAAGGGAGGAGUAGAUCCAGCAGCUAAAAAACGAAAAGCUAAAGUAGACAAAAAGGUGAAGCCAGCUGCGUCAGCAUAUUCGUUCUUCUCUAAAGAUAUUCGACCCCGGAUGAAAGCAGACAACCCGAGCUUGUCAACUGCCGAUGUGACCAAGGAAGUGAAAAGGAUGUGGGAUAAUCUGGAUGGCAGGAAUAAGCGACAAUUUGAAUCCAUGGCCAAGGAGGAUGCUGAACGUUACAGACAAGAGGUCCAAUGGCAGAAGGAUCGAGAGGAAGCGAUUCGUCAAGCGGCUACAAGCACUUCUAACUAUGCAAAUACUGUGUAUGAAUACUGUGAAUCUGGCUCAGAUGCUGACGAAAGCGCUGCAGAAAACGACGAUGAGUAUUAGAAAUUGUGUUUUUUUACACUUGUACUUGUACAUUUAUAUUAUUUUGUACCCUUUAAACCUGUUCUAUACCCGAUUUUUGACUCUUGUCAUAUGUUUGUAUUUUUUGGUACGAAUGUCUCUGUUCCGACGUAUGUGUACUUUUUUAACAAGUUUUUUCUAAGAUUUAUUUUACUCGGAAUGCAAUUUAAUGCACAUAAUGAAUUGUUUGGCGUUAUCGAUAUCCUUGUUCUUUAAUAAAAAUGCAAGUUGAUAAUACUAAUGAAAAA
Molecule: messenger RNA, 1055 nt
Organism: Folsomia candida
Lineage: Eukaryota; Metazoa; Arthropoda; Collembola; Entomobryomorpha; Isotomidae
Product: high mobility group protein B3
Exons: 4
Coding region: 163-789 (208 amino acids)
Biological process (GO): regulation of transcription by RNA polymerase II
Molecular function (GO): DNA binding, bending
Source: RefSeq, a predicted model, not a curated record